Messenger RNA from Dioscorea cayenensis subsp. rotundata (Guinea yam), 1877 nucleotides. RefSeq names its product protein NRT1/ PTR FAMILY 2.7-like. Gene Ontology annotation, cellular component: plasma membrane. The transcript is spliced from 4 exons. Gene Ontology annotation, biological process: transmembrane transport. NCBI's taxonomy places the organism in Eukaryota, Viridiplantae, Streptophyta, Magnoliopsida, Dioscoreales, Dioscoreaceae. Gene Ontology annotation, molecular function: transmembrane transporter activity. The coding region runs from base 167 to 1708 and encodes 513 amino acids. The record is from RefSeq and is a predicted model, not a curated record.
GGGUGUGUGUAGAGAAAUUAAAGAUUAAUGGGUAGCAAGGAACAAGAUAAUCAAACUCAACCACAUGUUGCUCACGAUCAUGAAUCACAAUUAACACCUGCAAAACAAGGAGGUUGGAUCACACUUUCCCUUCAUCCUAGGGAAUGCAUUUGGCAUAGCCUUAGUCAUGAGUGGAGCCGCAGGGAACUUCAUUGUAUAUCUUAUAAAAUACUACAAUUUCAAGAGCAUAGACGGUGCUCUGCUCGGCAACAUCAUGUCUGGCACCUCCAGCCUUUCUCCCCUCCUCGGCGCCAUCCUCUCUGACUCUUUCUUCGGCUGCUUCCCCGUCGUCGCCUUCUCCACUGUGGCCUCUCUAUGUUGCAUGAUCAUCCUAACAGUCACAGCCGGAAUCAAGGCAUUAAGACCACCAAACUCAGACACUCCGGCGACCAGUGGCCAACUAGCAAUCUUGUACACCGCCAUAGUCUUGUACGCAGUUGGGUCCGGUGGUACAAGGUUCAACACGAUGACAUUAGGAGCUGAUCAGUUGAGCAAUGUGGGUGACCAAGAUGUGUUCUUCAACUGGUAUUUCAUAGUUCUUUAUGGUGCGGCAGCCAUUGGAAGCACUGUUAUUGUCUACGUUGAGGAUAGCAUCAGUUGGGAGCUUGGAUUUGGGAUAUGUUCAGCUGUGAAUACUCUUGCUGUGCUUUUUUUGCUUCUAGGAGUUAAGUAUUAUCAUCUAUCAGGACCAAAAGGGAGUCCGUUUACAACGAUGGCACGCGUGGUUGUUGCCGGGUUUAGGAAAAGGAAGCUUGCAUUGCCGAAGGUGGAGGCGGCUUAUUACUGUGGGUUGUUGGAGAAAACUGAUCAUCAACCACCUUCUUCAAGUUUUAGGUGCAUGAACCGAGCUGCGUUGAUACAACAUGGGGACGUAGCCAUAGACGGUAGCAUAGCACGUCCAUGGAGCUUGUGCUCUGUUGAAGAAGUAGAGGAUCACAAAACCCUAAUCCGCAUUGUUCCUCUGUGGACCUCCAACAUCAUCAUCAGCAUCUCCAUCGCCACCCAAACCAGUCUCUCCGUCCUCCAAGCCCUAACCAUGGACCGUUCCCUCAGCCCCCAUUUCUCCAUCCCCGCCGGCUCUUUCUUCGUCACCACCAUGCUCGCUACUUGCCUCACCCUCUUCAUCCUCGAUCACGCCAUCUAUCCUCUCUGCCACCGACUCACCUCCUAUACUCUCACGCCACUCCAGCGCGUCGGCAUUGGUCAAGCUUUCAACAUCGCCGCCAUGGCUGCCUCUGCUCUCGUCGAGCACCGACGUUCAAUCAUUGUUCAUGAACACCAGGCCGAAAACCAACCUGACUGGAUUGUGCCCAUGUCGGCGUUCUGGCUUGUGCUGCCUUAUUUGUUCAUCGGCGUUGGAGAAGCCUUUCAUUUUCCUGGACAGAUAGCAUUUUACUACCAUGAGUUUCCUAAAUCUUUGAAAAGCAUGGCCACGGGUAUAGUUGCGGUGCUUAUGUCCAUUGGAUUUUAUUCAAGCACGGCGGUGUUGGCGGUGGUCCGGCGAGCUACCAGUUGGCUGCCGGAUAACUUAAACUUGUCUAGAUUAGAGAAUGUUUAUUGGAUGCUGACGUUGGUGGUAGGUAUCAACUUUUUUUACUUUAUUUUAUGCGCAAAGUUUUAUAAGAAGCAGAGUGACGACAAGCAUGUAGUUGGUGUUGAUAUUGAUUGAAGAAAGCCAGCAGGAGUAGCUGUGCUGUGUUGAUGUGCAAAGAAUGCAGUGAAGCCAGUGAAGUCUUUUUCUAUUGUUUUGUUAUGAAAGGAGGGUAAUUUGGUGUUUUCAUGUGUUCAAAUGGUUGGUGUUCAAAUGGUUGGUAAGUUCGUUUGAGGUUUUGGCAAGA